AUCCCAAACCUCGCCGGCGUCCGUUGAAAUCUCACGCGCUGAAAUGUAGAAAGUGUGCAAAACAGAACCACGCCACGCUACACCGCACCCGUCUGACCGUCUCCUCCCGGACUCCGUCCGUCCGCCUGCCCGCCGCCCUACGGAAACAACCGCCGUGCCCCCCCCACCCCCUUCCCGUCCGCGCAACGCAACCCCAACAAGCUGACCCGAUUGAACGGACGGAAGAGGAGUAGGCGGCCGCGGCGUCUUCUGUCGUCUCCCGACUCCCGAGCGCUCCCGGGACCAGUCCAGCGGCCCCCAUCGGACGAUGCAGGGCGGCGUCUCCGGAUUCCAGAACGCGCCGGUGACGCGGGCGGUCGCCCUUACCAGCGGCCUCCUCUCCGUCGUCUUCAGCGCGCAGCGCCGCACCCGCGCCCUCGGCAUCUCCUACCAGGACAUUAUAAAAAAUUUCCGUUUAUGGAAGAUUUUCUCAUCUGUAUUUGUGUUUCAGUCAACACCGGAGUUAAUGUUUGGACUGUACCUUCUGUAUUACUUCCGUGUAUUUGAGAGGCAGAUAGGUUCUAACAAAUACUCGGUUUUUUGUUUGUUUACUAUCACAGUGUCAUCACUUCUCGAGAUCCUAUCAUUGGUUCUCCUGAAAGAUACAAGCUACAUCAGUGCGCUUGCAUCAGGACCUUAUGGUCUCAUAUCUGCCUCAUUUGUUCCGUUCUUUCUUGACAUUCCUGUCACAUCACGAUUCCGUAUUUUUGGCAUUAAUUUCAGCGACAAAUCAUUCAUAUACCUAGCUGGUCUUCAGCUUCUUUUAUCUUCUUGGAAGCGCUCCCUUAUUCCUGGUAUAUUUGGUCUGAUUGCUGGUUCUCUCUAUCGUCUAAAUGUGUUCGGUGUCCGCAAGAUGAAGCUUCCACAGAUUAUUGCAUCGUUUUUUGCAAGAUACUUUGCACCUCUGUCAGGAGGUACAUCUCGGCCUUCCAGGAGUCUUGUUGGAAACAUGCCUUCUCAAACAGCCCAUGCUAUUCAGAAUCAGUCGUCUACUGGAUUUGCUCCCAUCAUGGAACCUCCAGAGUCCUCGGUUGCUAUGCUGGUUUCAAUGGGCUUUGAUGGCAAUGAUGCAAGACAAGCACUCAUGCGAGCCAGAAAUGACAUCAAUAUGGCGACGAACAUCCUACUGGAAGCACAGUCUCGUUGAGCUAUAAUUUGCUGCUACUUCGCUGGCAAACCAUCGAGAGCAGAGCUGGUUGUAUUCCAAGAUGAACGGACACUUUGACGCGCAUUUGGACAACAGAUCGGUGGAUUAAUGGUGCUCUCUUAGUUUAUUCACUUGUUUCUACCAUGAUUUGUAGUUGUUCAACAUCCUUCGUCCAAGGUGACAGCUUAGGAAAUCAGCAAAAGUUCGCAGCAGUUAUUUUGAUUUUGAUCAUGUCAAUACUUAGAUUGAUCCCACCUUAUAGACAAAAAAAUGUAUCAUUCCAAAUUCAGCUUGUAGGAUAGAUGAUAUAUAAACUUGGCAUUUACAGUGUAAAAUUCAUCAGGAAUUUGCAGCUUGGAGAUGAUUCCAGCGAGAUACAUGAAACAGGCUGAAUUGCUUUGUAUUUUCA
This is a messenger RNA of Phragmites australis (common reed), 1595 nucleotides long. Its product is annotated as rhomboid-like protein 20. Gene Ontology annotation, cellular component: membrane. The transcript is spliced from 8 exons. The coding region runs from base 308 to 1186 and encodes 292 amino acids. Gene Ontology annotation, molecular function: protein binding; serine-type endopeptidase activity. Lineage: Eukaryota; Viridiplantae; Streptophyta; Magnoliopsida; Poales; Poaceae. The record is from RefSeq and is a predicted model, not a curated record.